Funneliformis caledonium is the source of this 753-nucleotide messenger RNA. Lineage: Eukaryota; Fungi; Glomeromycota; Glomeromycetes; Glomerales; Glomeraceae. The record is from the annotation of a GenBank genome assembly.
AUGUCACUAAUGUCACCAGAGGUCAAUGUAUUCUCCAGGUCAAUAACACUGAAACAGUUUCUCUCUUCACUCUUGGACAAUAACAACUUUACUAAAGUGAAAUCAAAUAUAAUUAAUAUUAAAAGCGAAAAUUCACUACUCAAUCUUCGAUUACAGUUUAACUAUUUUAUUCAAUGCACUUACACACUAACCAGAAUGCAAUUAGUUGAAUUUUUUUAUCGCUGUAUUGCAAUAUUAUAUAAAAGAAACCAGACUGGUAUUGACAUAAUUCUUCCCUUAUUCAGUAGUACUGAAAAUGAUGAUCUUGCUCCAGUCAGGUUUUCAUAUGUACUCAUUCAAAUCAAGAAUCACAAAGAAAAAAGUGUGGAUAGUAAUUUUCCCAAUAGUACUGCAUCUAUGCUAACUCCUGUAUAUGCUAGGCUUGAAUAUAAAAAACCAUAUUUACCAUUCUUAUCACUAUAUAUGUUCUUGGAUGCUUCUAAUCCUGAUUUUCAGAUUGUACAUUCAGGAAUAGAACUUCGAGGAGAUGAAGAAAAGCUUACAUAUGAAAAUGUAGGAUUAAGUAAGAAAAAAAGAAAAGGCAAGAAUAAAGACUAUGGAAAGUCUAAAGAUGAGUAUGUAGAAUCAAAUGAAAAUAGAAUAUGUCGAAUGAGAUACCAAACAUUAUUGACAAUAUUUGACAUUUCUGAUAAUAUUUUUAGAUGUAUCAAUGCAAAAAAAAGUCAGCUAUUGGUGAAUUUGGCUGAUGUAUAA